Messenger RNA from Diceros bicornis minor, 5001 nucleotides. It is a transcript of the gene TMPPE, whose product is annotated as transmembrane protein with metallophosphoesterase domain. The record is from RefSeq and is a predicted model, not a curated record. Bases 163 to 1518 code for a protein of 451 amino acids. The transcript is spliced from 2 exons. Gene Ontology annotation, molecular function: hydrolase activity. NCBI's taxonomy places the organism in Eukaryota, Metazoa, Chordata, Mammalia, Perissodactyla, Rhinocerotidae.
CUUCCUCUCUCUGCUGCUGGUGCCCCUGCUGCUGGGCUCUGCGCGCGGCUUGCGCGCGGAGCUGACCUGGAAACCUGCUUGGCCACUGUCCUUUCUAAGGAACUCGCCUUCCAGAGCCUGCCCACACAGAACUGGCAGGGGACCCUCUUAGGAGCAGAGAAAAUGGCGAUCUUCAGGCAGCUGUCCUUGGGCAUGAAGGCCGCCCUGGCUGCUGGCACUGUCCUCGUGUCCAUCAUUGUCUCCCGCUCUUAUUUGGCGGGGAGCCUUGAGCUCGGGGCCUGGCGUUGUCUGUUCCGCCUGCAGCUUGCCCUGUUUGCCAACUCGCUCAUGCUUAUAGGCUCCCUCUACAUCUGGCGUAGCACGGUCAGCAACCUGAGCCAUUCCCCAGCCACAGAGUCGGUCUGUUUUAAGCUUUGGAAGAUGGCUGUUGUGACAUUUCUGGCCCUGGCCCAUUCCAGUUUCUUCACCAUGCUCUUUUUAGUGGCCGAGGAGCCCUAUCUCUUUUCCUUGGCUGCCUACUCCUGCCUCGGGGCGUACAUCAUCAUGCUCUUCUUCCUGUGUACCCUCAGCGGCAUGGAGCAGGCCUUUCAGUUCCUGGCCUGGCGCAGUGGUCGGGUCGUGGGCAGCCUUGACAAGACAAGGAAGCUGGCACUCAGGCCGGCCCUGACAGUGGUGGUGACUGCUGUGCUCAGCGUAGUCGGGCUUCUGAACGCUGCCCAGCCCCCGGCGGUGAAAACCGUGGAGGUGCCCAUCCAUCAGCUGCCCCCCUCUAUGGACAACCUCAAGAUAGCACUCCUCUCAGACAUUCACUUGGGCCCCACAGUGGGCAGGACCAAGAUGGAGAUGUUCGUGAGGAUGGUGAACGUGCUGGAACCAGAUGUCACGGUGAUUGUGGGUGACCUCUGUGAUUCAGAAGCCUCGACCCUCCGGAUGGCUGUCGCUCCUUUGGGCCAGCUUCAUUCGCGCCUCGGCACCUACUUCGUCACAGGCAAUCACGAGUACUACACGUCAGAUGUCAGCAACUGGUUUGCGCUGCUGGAAUCCCUGGAUGUCAAGCCCCUUCACAAUGAGAACGUGAAGAUUUCUGCCACACGGGCCCAGCGUGGUGGUGGUGAGGAUGGCGACUGGAUCUGCUUGGCUGGGGUGGAUGAUAUUGAAGCAGACAGCCUGCACUACUCUGGCCAUGGCAUGGAUCUCGAGAAGGCCCUGGGAGGCUGCAGCCCAGACCACACCACCAUCUUGCUAGCUCACCAGCCCCUGGCUGCCAAGAGAGCCCUUCAAGCUCGGCCAGAUAUCAACUUGAUCCUUUCUGGGCACACACAUGCUGGGCAAAUCUUCCCCUUGAACGUCGCAGCCUAUUUCCUGAACCCCUUCUUUGCUGGUCUUUACCAAGUGGCCCAGACUACAUUUGUAUAUGUCAGCCCAGGCACGGCCUAUUAUGGGAUACCCAUGAGAUUGGGUAGCAGGGCAGAGAUUACGGAGCUCAUCCUGCAGCGAGCUCCCUUAACCCGGCCCUGACCCCCAUACGCCUCUUAAUUGCCCUUGACCUUCCCUCUCUGUCCCUCAGAAGCAGAGCAGGUUGCCUGCUUCACCCACUCCAGCCUCUCCUGCCCAGCCCUGCCAACACACGCUUGUCACAAGCCUGGCUUGAACAGUGAUUUGUGGUGGGGCUGCCUGGCAGGUUCAGGCAGGUUAACUCUGUAAAUGGCCAGUUGCUUUUUUAAAUACAUUUGUGAGGCCACUAAAGUCACACAUGUAAGAACAGACAUCUAUUUUCCAGAUAUGGAGUAAGCCCUCCUCCUGCAGAGCUCACCCAGAUGAACCGAAACAUGGAGUUGCUCAAAAGGGAUAGAUCUGGAAAGCAGAGUAGGGAAGGAACUCUUGGUGGUUUUAAACCCUCUUUAGGAUUUAGGCAGUUUCCAGAAUCAUUGAUCCAGAGCUUUCUAGGAAAGGGGCAGUGUUGCUAGGUAAUCUCAGAGAAAUGGAGAGACCGAGGCCCCCUGGCUGCUGGAGAAGAGUGUUUUCUUUUUCCUCUUGGUUCUGUCAGAGUCACCUCUAUUGGGGACAUCAGCAAAACCCGCUGGAAUGCAGUGCUCAUCCUGUUCCGGGCCUUGAGUGAUGCUGUUUAACUGCCUGUGCUCCUAGCCCUUAGGAUUUGGGGUGGGGAGGAAAGAAAUGGUGAGCACCGUGGUAGGUGAUGGUGAUGGGUCUUGCUACUUAGGAAUUCAGAGGGUGUUUGCCUCCCUUGUCUCUUUUUUUGUGUGUGUGAGGAAGAUCAGCCCUGAGCUAACAUCCAUACUAAUCCUCCUCUUUUUGCUAAGGAAGACCGGCUCUAAGCUAACAAUAUUGCCAAUCCUCCUCCUUUUUUUUUUUCCCCAAAGCCCCAGUAGAUAGUUGUGUGUCGUAGUUGCACAUCCUUCUAGUUGCUGUAUGUGGCCUCAGCAUGGCCGGAGAAGCAGUGCGUUGCUCCGGCCGGAGAAGCCGGAGAAGGUGUGCGCCCGGGAUGCGAACCCGGGCCGCCAGUAGCGGAGCGCGUGCACUUAACCGCUAAGCCACGGGGCCGGCCCCCUUGUCUCCUUUUAUACAACGCCUGGGUGAGGUAAUUAGGGACGGCUACUUUUCCCUAUUUAGAAAUGAGGAAAUUGAGGCAAAGAGACGUGGGGCAUUGGCAACAUGACAAGGUAUGGAGGAGAUUCCGGGCUAGAAGCCAGGUCUUCUACUUCCGGAUGAAAGUGUUCUUUCCACCAUAUGAUUGUUAGGUAGCUGUAUCUGUCACAAGUGAGUACAGGAUUCCAACACAGUUAACAAUGUAAAGAGAACAAACAAGGGCCUAGAACCUGAUGUUCUUUCAAAGUGGUUUGCUUGAGGCUAAUUUCAGUUCACCCAUGACUACGUGGGCCAGGGCCUGGAAGGGGGUCGGCUUGUUUCAGUGUAGGAUAUCUUUCACAUUGGAGGAAGAGUCAGGAAGCUGGAGCCCCUCACCCUAGGUUUGGGUCUGAUUUUUUGUGAGAAACUGAGGUUCACUCUCUUCAGGGGAGAAGUUGAGGCUUGCGUAGGGAGGGGCGGGGCUCUGUGCUCUGGCAGGGCCUCGAGGCCUUCUCUCUCCCUGGGCCCCGGCUGUGAAAUGCUGGGACUGUCCUUCCUGCUGGACAGCUUCCAACCCCACCUCUACACCCCCUACCUCUGGCCUGACCCCAUCAGAGCUGUCCUAGGGCUCUGGCCACAGAACCAUAGGGCCAUCCCUGCUGGCCGCUAGACCUAUAGGAAAACAGGCAGAGGUUACUGUGUCCUGAGUGACCCCACCCCUGUUGGCCUGGCCCUUGUGCCAGAGAUGAGAGACCUUUGAUCCUUGGGUAGCAAUAAGCACUCCUGUUAGAAAAGGCCUCACUGAGAAGACUGAGGACCUGGGCUCAGCAUUGACUUUUUUUGUGAUUGAGAGUCUUUCUCCAAUAGGGAACAAGACACCAUCUGACAGGAGAGGCUCACCCUGCUGCUCACUGGUCAGGCAGCGUUGGGUAAAUGACUUGACCUCACUGAGGCUUGGUUUCCCUCACCUGAAAAUGAGGAUAAUUAUUGUGUCUACCUCAAGAUUGUUUCCUGAGGAGGGUACUGAGACAUGGUGCAUGAGUUGCCUGUGGCGCAGUCACACAAGAAGCGCUCAACGUUGUUAAUUUUUAACAUCACACCAGAGCUUGCUAAGGAACUCUGUUGGGCACAGGUACCCAGAGAAUUUAUGGAGCCACCAACCCUCGGGAAUGUGAUAGAAAGCAUGCCAUCUACUGCUGGGGCCCAGAGAUUUGUCAAAGCAGCGACUGCUGGGGGUUCACUUUCCUCUGCUGUGUUAAUGCCUCCUGUGCACACUCUGCCUGGCCAGAGGGAGCUUCAUUUCCUCCUUGUCCUCCUGGUGUAUAAUGGAACCCUGGGGGACCCUGGAGACCACCCUUCUUGUUUCCGGGCAGCCAAGAUAUUGACAGCAGGCCUUCCAGUCAAGUUUAAAAUGUGUCUUUUGAGUCAAAGUUUCAGUGGUUUCUUUAUUUGUCCCCCUUCAUGUUUAGUUGUCCUUACAGCCAGGAAUAAGUUUGGAGAAAAACUUAUGCAGAACAGAGGACGGGACCCCGGAGAGCCUUUCUGUUAACACAUUUUGCAGAUGAUAGGAUGAUAGGAGAGGUAAAGUGCCUGGCUCGGGACAGCGGCCCGGCUCCCGAGUCCCUCACUCCCUUCUCCAUGGCACCACUCCAAGCUCAUCACCCCUCGUGGCCUCAGGAAGGUUGCUCUUCCAAACCCUCUCGCUUUCUUGUGAACUGACCUUGUUCAGUUUUGGAUCAUUGUUGUAGGCUUUUCAGUUCUCUUUGGUUUGGACUUCCUGAAACUACACUAGUUGAUGCUAUUUGUCGUCUACCCUUCGGUGCAGCUGGUAGUGUUUGACUCGCAUGCUACACCAGUUAUGUCACCGGUUUCUUAAUUUUGGAUCCUUCUCAUCAGUGCUCUGAGCUCUUUGAAAUUAGCUUCCAUCAGUCCUAUUUUUUAUCUUGCAUCUUUGUCUCUUUUCUUUCACUUGAGUGCCCUCAUUUUGCAGUUUGGUGUACCCUUCAUCCUUGCUUGAUUGAUUCUUCUCUAUCAACAGAAACAAAACAGGCCCAUCUUAUGUAUCCAAGGAAUAGUCAGCAACUCUCAUGCUUAGUUUGAGUUCUACGAUGUGAUGGAAAUUUUCCCAGCAGAAAUUUCUCCAUUACUGUCCAGAUAUGGCUCUGGUGGGCCACUCUCCACAGCACUCUUUGUAUCUCUGGUCCUGUUUUUCACUCAUUUACCUUCUUUGUUUUCUUUGUUUGUGGCUGGAGGAGGUAGUGAGAAACAUUUACUUGAAGCUUGAAAAUCCUUUCAAUUUCAUGUUAGUUUCCUUUUUUUUUUGAUGAGUUAAUUCAAGUUGAAAUAUAAUGCUUUUUUAAAAUUAACAAUAGCCUGUUUAAUGUGAUACUAUUGUUAUAAAACUCAAUAAAUUAA